CACCCGCACAGACAACGACCACUUCGCGAGGCCAUCCUUACAGCAAAAGUCGCACGACGCGCCGGCGAGCGCAAAUUUCCUCAAUUGACGCUCCAUAUGUAUGCGCGACGACUCGAUCUGCGACGAUAAGCUUUCGCGCACGCGACUGCACACCCACGCGACCUGCCCGAAACCUGGACCCAAGACAUGUCAAUCGUGUUGACACGAGCGCCGCUAGAAGUCAUUGGAAUGAACGGAGGCGCUACUCAGAAAAGACGCAGUGCGCGACUGUCGGGCGAGGGCAACGGCGAGAAUGAACCACCGGCGAAGAAGGCGAAGGUCAAUGGAGGCACGACGACCACGAUAAAUACAAAACAACAAGAUGGCGAACCUAAGAAAGCUGCGAGUAGAAAGAAACGGCAAGAAUAUACCGAUCAAGCAGACGACUUCCAGUUCGCACGGAAAAGCAGUAAGCGGAAGAAGACCACCCAGGAUGCUGUUGUUCAUAGCAAUUUGGAAGCUGCACCAGCAGCUGAAAGUGCACCAGUGGCGGAGAAGGAAGAGCCUGCGCAGGCCGAGCCUCCAGCUGAGGAGCCAGCACCGAAAACCACGCAAAAGAAGACGCGAAGACGACUGCCAACGACACCUGAGCGCGAAGUUACCGAGAAGCCAUCCCGACGGAGCAAACGCCUGUCAGAUGAGAAGUCGACAGAAGCAGCAGCGCAACCCUCCCCACACAGGCGAGCCUACGCAAAGUCGCACGAGAAUGCGGAUCGUUCACCAAGUCCGGGGCGAGGACGUCCUCUUACGGUGGAGAAGAAGCGAUCACAGCCAGCUGAGGAGCGAAGAGAGACUCGAGUGAUGCAAAUUUCUUUACCUUUUGCCGAUACCCCCAUUCAACGGCGAAACAAGGAGAUGCGCAAGACGAGUGCGGAAAGCCAUCGGCGUAGCAGCACAGGAAUGCGUGGGAAACGGGCGAGUAGUGUUAUUGACGAAGGGCGAGGCAACGCUCUGCCGCAUACCGAAGUUCCGGCCAACGAGUUUUACAAGCAUAUAUCUGCAGACAUCACUGAACCUCGCCGCAUGCGAUCUCUGCUUGGGUGGUGCGGGACAAGACUGUUACCACCAAAACCUCACCCUCCAACUCAGAAUACCCCAUCGGCAAUGCUGGAAUUUCAAGCGCAGCAAGCAGCGCACGUCAUUCAAGAAGAGCUGUCACAAAGCCUGAUGACGAACGGAACACUGAGCGACUGGUUUUCGAGGGACGAGUCGAUUCCGCCUCAAAUACCUCUGCGCAAGAAAGCAAACCCUCGAAAUGUUGCCAAUGCUGCAAAAGCUGAAGAGCUGGAACGAGAAUUAGAACGAUUAAAGUCAGAGCGCGCCGAAUGGGAUGCUCUAACAAAAUCGGCGGCUUCUGUAACACUACAGCCCAGCAGCACCGAAGACCAACAACCUGCCGAAACGGGAAGUCUAUCACCAGUGCAUCCGGACCUACUCGAUAGUCCACAACGCAGGAUCUUUGAACAAUUAACUUCUUCGGAAGAUGCAACAGCCACAGUCGCCGACCCGGGGACAAUUCAAUCACGGCUGAAAACUAUCUCCGAAGACUUGGAAUUCGCGGUGGAUCAGUUCGCCCACGGGAUUCAUACUCUCAGCACGACGCGCGAAACUGCGGAGCGUGUGGCGGAGAAGUCUUUGGCGGAUGCUGCGAAUGUACUGGAGGAGAGGGAGAAGCUCAGAAACCAAGGAAGCCAGGCUGUAAAUCAGAUGGACGCGCUGAGGGGUUUGGCGAGGGUUUUGAAUUCGCAGCAGCAGCAAAGGCGGUAGCUGAAUCCGAAGUCUGCGACUUUGUAUCAGUGACUAAAUUACUGUUGCUAUGUGCAGGAAGGAGUUGCUCGUACAACUCUUCUUCUUGGCUGACCGUUAUCCAAGUUGGAAAAUGGAUGGCUAAGGCGGAAGAGGGAAUUUCAGCAGUGGACAACGGCAGACAGACAACUUUACGACAUGAAGAACGUGAUUCGUUUCCCGCAUGUGCUGUGCAGUGGCUGUGUUUCCAUUUUCUGUUCUCGUCAGGGUUGUUCGAUGAUAGGGC
Molecule: messenger RNA, 2071 nt
Organism: Cercospora beticola
Lineage: Eukaryota; Fungi; Ascomycota; Dothideomycetes; Mycosphaerellales; Mycosphaerellaceae
Biological process (GO): mitotic sister chromatid segregation; cell division
Cellular component (GO): MIS12/MIND type complex
Source: RefSeq, a predicted model, not a curated record